CUCUAAUUCACAAUGACUAGCACAUCCUGGCGACUGAAAGGCGAAGCUAAACGCGAGUCAGUUCUAAAUGCCAUUCCCGAGAAAUGGCGACUGAAAGACCCCGUCCCUCCCGCUAUAGAGCUGCGUGAUGUUACAGGGAAUUAUAUCCGACAAUACUUAACCGAGCGUGAGAUUACUAUCACAGAGACAGAUGCUGUAGACAUUGUGGCGCAGACAUCUACAGGCCGCUGGUCAGCCCUGGAAGUGACAGAAGCCUUCUGUCACCGGGCUGCACUAGCUCACCAACUCGUCAACUGUCUCCACGAGGUUUUUUUCGAGGCAGCAAUCAAAGAUGCCAAAGAGCAAGACGAAUACUUCGCAAAGCACAAAACCCCGGUAGGACCCCUGCAUGGCCUACCAGUGAGCCUAAAAGACCAGUUUCACGUGAGAGGCGUCGAAACCACAAUGGGCUACGUAGGCUGGAUAAACACCUUCGAAGGCCAACAGAACGACCCGCGCAGCGGCACAGAAGAAAGCGAACUUGUCCGCGAACUACGCAAUCUCGGCGCAGUCCUGUACUGCAAGACCAGCGUGCCAAUGACCCUAAUGUCCGGUGAAACCAUAAACAACAUCAUCGGCUACACUUGGAACCCCAAGAACCGCCUGCUGUCCUGCGGCGGCAGCUCCGGCGGCGAAGGCGCCCUGAUUGCGCUCCGCGGCUCGCCUGUUGGCUUCGGUACUGAUAUCGGAGGUAGUGUGCGAAUCCCCGCCGGGUUUAAUUUCCUCUAUGGGAUUCGUCCUUCGGCAGGCAGGAUGCCCUACCAAGGCGCUGCGACCUCGUUAGAUGGCCAAGGUACUAUCUUGUCCGUUAUUGGACCGAUUGCGCCAACUGCGCGGUCUCUGACGCUCUUGUUUAAGGCUGUUCUUGGACAGGAGCCUUGGCUGUAUGAUCCGCUUGCGUUGGAGCUGCCGUGGCGGGAUGAUGUUGUUCGGGAGACCAGGGCGUUGAUCGAGAAAGCUCGGGAUGGGGUGUCGACGCUUGCGUUCGGCAUUAUGAAAUACGAUGGUAUGGCACUUGUUCAUCCGCCUAUCGCGCGGGGGCUUAGGAUUGUUGAGAAAACGCUACAGCGCUUGGGUCAUCGGGUUGUUGAGUGGAAGCCUCCUUCUCACGGUACUUCCUUUGAACUAUUUGCUAAAGUGUGCAACAUGGAUGGGGGCGCGGACUUGAAGUAUCAUUUAGGUCUAUCGGGAGAACCUCGAGCUCCGCAAGUACUCGGUGCUGAAACUAGUGUUCAAAUGACAGCGUCUGAGAUUGCCGCGCUUAAUGUUGCAAAGCGUGAGUAUCAGAAACAGUACAUGGACUACUGGAGUAGCACGGUCGAGGUGACAGGCACAGGGCGCCCUGUUGAUGCGUUUUUUUGUCCAUUGGCACCUCAUGCGGCAGUUCUUCCCAACGAAUUUAAGUCCGUGGGAUACACUACAUUUGUGAAUGUGCUUGACUAUACUAGUCUUGCGAUUCCAGUCACAUUUGCGGAUAAGAAGAUCGAUGUGCGAUCGGCUGUUGAGUCUCUGAAUGGUUCUGAUCACAUUCAGUGGGAUUAUGAUGCCGAGGCCUAUGAUGGGGCCCCGGUGGGAGUGCAAUUGGUAGGCAGGAGGUUGCAGGAAGAGAAAAUGUUGACUCUAGCUGAGUAUCUGGGCGAAGAGAUUGCUCAAGAUGCGGAAGAGAGAGUUUGAGUCCGAAAUACUAGACUGUAUUCAGCGCGUAGUGCUUUUUGGUUAUCGACAUCAUGUCUCUGUAACAGAGCACCUGGG
This is a messenger RNA of Penicillium samsonianum, 1791 nucleotides long. RefSeq names its product putative general amidase GmdA (gene gmdA). The coding region runs from base 13 to 1713 and encodes 566 amino acids. Lineage: Eukaryota; Fungi; Ascomycota; Eurotiomycetes; Eurotiales; Aspergillaceae. The transcript has 4 exons. The record is from RefSeq and is a predicted model, not a curated record.